Messenger RNA from Cucurbita moschata (crookneck pumpkin), 441 nucleotides. RefSeq names its product protein RADIALIS-like 1. The record is from RefSeq and is a predicted model, not a curated record. Lineage: Eukaryota; Viridiplantae; Streptophyta; Magnoliopsida; Cucurbitales; Cucurbitaceae. Gene Ontology annotation, molecular function: DNA-binding transcription factor activity. Bases 34 to 285 code for a protein of 83 amino acids. The transcript is spliced from 2 exons.
UGCCCUAAUUUUUGUUGAACUUAGCAUUUACCAAUGGCUUCAAUGUCUUCCCAUGGAUCAGCUGGUACAUGGACUGUAAAGCAAAACAAGGCCUUUGAGCAGGCAUUGGCAGUGUAUGAUCAAGACACACCUGACCGAUGGCUGAAUGUUGCGAAGGCUGUUCCGGGGAAAACUGUCGAGGAGGUCGAAAGGCAUUAUGCACUUCUUGUCGAGGAUGUUAAGUUCAUUGAGUCGGGUCAAGUUCCCUUUCCCUAUCGAACCUCUGGAGGAGGUACCCAAGGAUGAGAAACAUGAAGCUCCACCAUUGUGAUGGUGAAGUAAUGGAGAAUAAAAGAAGGAAAGAAGAACGAACCUUUUUGUCUAAUAUGAUACCUAAUAUUAUUGAUUGGCGUCAAGCUCUAUGUUAAUUGUUAUCAACCAUCGAUUUUGGGAGGGAAAGAU